ACUGGGAGAAAAGAAAAAGGGGACCCACUGAACAUUGCCAUUGACAAGAUGACCAAAAAAACAAGGGAUCUACGAAGACAGCUACGGAAGGCAGUGAUGGAUCAUAUAUCUGACUCAUUCCUGGAGACCAAUGUUCCAUUACUUGUUCUUAUUGAGGCUGCAAAGAGUGGGAACGAGAAAGAAGUGAAGGAAUACGCUCAAGUUUUCCGUGAACAUGCCAACAAGUUAGUUGAGGUUGCCAAUCUGGCCUGUUCUAUCUCCAAUAACGAAGAAGGUGUGAAGUUAGUCCGUAUGGCAGCAACCCAGAUUGAUAGUCUAUGCCCACAGGUAAUAAAUGCUGCACUCACGUUGGCUGCCAGACCCCAGAGCAAAGUAGCUCAGGACAACAUGGACGUCUUUAAAGAUCAGUGGGAGAAACAAGUGAGAGUUCUCACUGAGGCAGUUGAUGACAUCACUUCUGUGGACGACUUCCUCUCUGUCUCAGAAAACCAUAUUCUGGAGGAUGUGAAUAAAUGUGUGAUCGCCCUCCAAGAGGGGGAUGUUGAUACACUGGACAGAACUGCAGGUGCAAUCCGUGGUCGUGCAGCCAGAGUCAUUCACAUCAUCAAUGCAGAGAUGGAAAACUAUGAAGCUGGAGUUUAUACCGAGAAGGUACUGGAAGCUACAAAAUUGCUCUCCGAAACUGUUAUGCCACGUUUUGCUGAACAAGUUGAGGUUGCCAUUGAAGCUUUGAGUGCGAAUGUCCCACAGCCAUUUGAAGAGAAUGAAUUCAUAGAUGCCUCCCGCUUGGUUUAUGAUGGAGUUCGUGACAUCAGGAAAGCUGUUCUGAUGAUAAGGACCCCUGAAGAGUUAGAGGAUGAUUCAGACUUUGAACAAGAAGAUUAUGAUGUUCGCAGCCGAACGAGUGUUCAGACUGAGGAUGACCAGCUUAUUGCUGGGCAGAGUGCAAGGGCUAUCAUGGCUCAACUGCCUCAGGAGGAGAAGGCUAAGAUUGCGGAGCAGGUAGAGAUAUUCCACCAAGAAAAGAGCAAACUGGACGCUGAGGUAGCCAAAUGGGAUGACAGUGGUAAUGACAUCAUUGUGUUGGCAAAGCAGAUGUGCAUGAUUAUGAUGGAAAUGACGGACUUUACUAGAGGUAAAGGACCAUUGAAGAAUACAUCUGAUGUCAUUAAUGCUGCCAAGAAGAUUGCAGAAGCAGGCUCUAGAAUGGACAAAUUGGCACGAGCUGUAGCUGAUCAGUGCCCUGAUUCAGCUUGCAAGCAGGAUCUGUUAGCGUAUCUACAGCGCAUUGCCCUCUAUUGCCACCAGCUCAAUAUCUGCAGCAAGGUGAAGGCAGAAGUGCAGAAUCUUGGAGGAGAACUUAUUGUAUCAGGGCUGGACAGCGCUACGUCCCUCAUCCAGGCAGCUAAAAAUCUGAUGAACGCUGUGGUCCUUACUGUGAAAGCAUCAUAUGUGGCUUCUACGAAAUAUCAGAAGGUCUAUGGUACAGCUGCAGUGAACUCACCUGUUGUAUCUUGGAAGAUGAAGGCCCCUGAGAAGAAACCCUUAGUAAAGAGAGAAAAGCCAGAAGAAUAUCAGACACGAGUGAGAAGAGGUUCCCAGAAGAAACACAUUUCCCCAGUACAGGCUUUAAGUGAAUUUAAAGCUAUGGAUUCCUUCUAAAACACUAGGCGUUACCAGGAGGGUUUUAUAUUCCUUUUUGUAUGCAUACCUGCCGACUUGUAUGCGUCUGGCAUGGGGGGAAAAACUAAUGAAGCAGUGUCAAUUUGCAUGCAACCUGAGGCUCUAUUAAAGUAAUUAACAAUCUGCAACCCAUGAAUGCAGACCAAUCUAUUCUGAUGUUACAUGGAGUUAUCCCAAGCUUACUUUCUUAAACUAUAGCCUAAAAUUGGCCAAAGAAUUUUCACCUCAAGUGUGGGGAUAAAUAAUAAACUGAAAAGCAAAACUUUAUGCAUGCAAGAAACAUUAAGUUGGCAGGUAUAUUUAAAAGAAAAAACCUGGAAGUGUAAUGGUAGACCAUAAAGCUCGUAUUGCUUCUGUUACAGUGCAAAAAUGUACUAGCCAAUAUGCUUAAAUGUGUGGCCCAAUAAUUAAACAAUUUAACUUUUAAGUCAUCUUCAUCAUAGUAUGUGAAUUUUGAACAAGGAUAAAAACUAAUCCAUUUUAAAAAGGCUUCCUUUAAUCCAUAUUUUAUUCUUUAUAUUCUAAUAGUGGUUAUGACUAUGCUCAUGUUUCAAUUAAUCCCAUUAAUAUGGAAAAAAGUUUUACUUUUUGCCAAUUGAAUUCUUUAUGGUGAAGUAUGAAGCACAAUAUGGUGAUUGACAUUGCCUUUUAUAUUAUUAUUAUUAUGUUAUUGUUAGAAAUAGAAGACCUGGUGGUGGAAUGCUUAGACACAGAAAUUGAUUAUGUGAGAGUUUAGAGGCAAAUAUGUAGGUGUAGCUUGGAUUACAGGUAUCUAAUAUACCAUUGUAACCACUAAAUCUCAAUAAACUCAUUUAACCUUGGAA
This is a messenger RNA of Chrysemys picta bellii (western painted turtle), 2507 nucleotides long. Lineage: Eukaryota; Metazoa; Chordata; Testudines; Emydidae. The record is from RefSeq and is a predicted model, not a curated record.